This is a messenger RNA of Eufriesea mexicana, 2091 nucleotides long. Its product is annotated as Bardet-Biedl syndrome 2 protein homolog. The transcript is spliced from 11 exons. Lineage: Eukaryota; Metazoa; Arthropoda; Insecta; Hymenoptera; Apidae. Gene Ontology annotation, molecular function: protein binding. The coding region runs from base 1 to 2091 and encodes 696 amino acids. Gene Ontology annotation, biological process: non-motile cilium assembly. The record is from RefSeq and is a predicted model, not a curated record. Gene Ontology annotation, cellular component: membrane; neuron projection; ciliary basal body.
AUGGCAGCGUUUUCUUUGAAUAUCCAAAAACACGUGGAGCCUGGACUUGUAAGUUCCGGGAAAUUCGAUGGCUCUCAUGCUUGUCUAGUGGCUGUAACUUAUGGUGGAAAUAUUUUGGUGCAUAGCCCUCACAGGCAACCACAAAUAACCGGUCAUGAUCACGAACAGUCCGAUAGAAAAUUAUCUUGGAGCGGAGAGCUUGCGGAACUUCAGAUAGGGUCUGAGAUUACAGCAUUAUGUACCGGUCGACUUAAUGAGGAUGAUAGAGACAUCCUCCUAAUUGGAACUUCAACUCACGUUCUAGCCUACCAUAUAGAAGACAACUCUGAUAUUUUUUAUAAAGAGAUGUCUGAUGGUGCAAGAUGUAUAAUUAUUGGCAAACUGAGUUGGCUACCUAAUCAAGUUGCAAUCGUUGGUGGCAAUUCUUCUGUGACAGUCUUAGACUUACAAGGUACAGAAAUAUUUUGGACAGUGGUAGGAGGUGUUGUCACUUCUCUAACCGUUUUUGACUUUGAUGGAGAUGACGAGAACGAGUUGGUAAUCGGAACGAAGGAUUUUGAGAUAAAGGCGUACAAGAAGGACAAUCUGAUCUGGGAUGCCAAAGAAACUGCCCCAAUUACCACCUUAACCGGUCUCCCUAACAGAAGAUUCGUUUACUCAGUAGGAAAUGGAACUCUUGGUGUCUAUGAGAUGGCUCAAAGACUAUGGCGCGUUAAGUCGAAACAUCGGGUGGUGGUAACAAGGAGCUUCGAUCUGAACGGGGACGGGAUUCCAGAAGUUAUAACUGGCUGGAAUAAUGGAAAGGUAGAUGCAAGGUUGGCCAAUUGCGGGGAAGUAAUUUUUAAAAUUCAAUUAUCCGUCGGAGUGGCUGGUAUCGUGGAAGCCGACUACAGGAGGAUCGGCAAAUCUGAUUUAGUCAUAAUGUCUUCUUCUGGAGAAGUGCGUGGCUAUGGUUCUGGUACCACGAUGGAUACUCCGGAACCUGGUGAAGCUAUGCGCGAUUUAUUGGCCAAAAAGCAGAUGCUUCAAAUGGAACUCAGACAAAGAGCUGCCUCUGUUCCGAACAUGUAUCAUGGAACGAAGUUAGCAGUUAGUCUGAUGACAUCCGAGGGUGCGGCUCGCAUUGCCCUUGCUUCUGGACCUGGACUUCUGAUACAUUGCGCGAUAGUUUUCACCGAAGGAGUGUUCGAGGGUGAAACUCAGGUGAUUCAUCCUAGUAGACCUAGAGGGGAACUCGAAAUUGAGCUUCGACCACCGAAAAACGCCCCUGUGGACAUACACGUGAAAGUGUGCGUUGGUCCAGCUGGUGCAGAUUUGUUACAGGUGUUCGAAAUGACACGUCAGUUGCCGAGGUUUUGCAUGUAUCAAGUCAUCAAACGGCCCAUACGGAUUACAGAGGAUUUCACGAAAAAUAGCGUCACAGCUGAGCUUGCAGAAAGACCUCAAAGAAUCGCGCUCUGGCUGAAUCAAAGUCUCAUACUCCCUGAAGAAUACGAAAUUAAAGAGGAGAAGCCGAACAACGGCAGCAUUGAAAUGUGGCUUUGCGGGAUGAGAGACAACAAGAUUCAUUGUUUCAUGGCAGAUGCAACCGGGAAAGUAACUAUUCAAACAGAGGAUCCCACAUUUGCUGGUGAUAUUAUUCAGUCGCUAGCCUUAUAUUUAGGCCUCAGGGAACUUACUUCUGAGGUUUCGUUCCCGGUGGAAGAGAAGAAGCUGCUGGAUGCAUUGGAACGCGUGAAAGAGCUAAAGGAAAUCGAUGUUAAGCUGCAAGCGGAGACAGCCAACGAGACUACUUUAUUGAAAAAUAUUAUAAUUCGCUUGGAAGAUGCAAGAAUUCUCGAGAAUAUCGAUGAAAUGAAGAAGAGACUCGUACAACUGAAGAAUGUCAACGUUGAUCUAAUCAGGGAACACGAGAUCAGGAUGAAGAGCUAUCGAGAACUUACAGUGAAUUUAAAGGAGCUUAAUCUUGGCGUGCAACGUGCAGCUAGAUUAAGAGUUGGAAAAAGUGCCUCGAACACAGUAGCUCGUUGCAGAGCAGCUAUUCAGGACGAAAAUCCAAAAGCUCUUGCACUCGCAAUAAGACAUGGAUGA